CCAAUCAGUUGUGAAAUAAUCGGCACUCUGCCAGGUUCUCUGUGGGAUCGGAAACAUGUUGAAGCUGGACACCAAAGGAGGAAUCAUCUGCUCGGGCUGCCUGUCCAUAGCCUUUGCCAUAACCUAUUUGGCUUUGAUGGACGAUUACUUCUGGAGACAGGGACUCUACGAACUGGGAAUACACAUUUCGUCUCUGCAGAUAUUGGGCAGCCUAGUUCUCAUAGUGGGAGCUGUAAAGCAAAGGCACAAGUUUUUUGUGCCGUGGAUGAUAACCACAGGAUUCUUUAUGUACUUGAUGGUUUACCUGCUCAUUAUACUGAUAGUCCAGGGAAGAGAGUGGAUAUUCAUACCGGCGAUGGUGGUUCCGUUCACAGUCUAUCUCGGCUGCGCCUUGUACUCGGUGCAAAAGGCCUUCGACAGGAUGCGCAAGGAGGGGCCACCUGCAUAUACCACCUUGUCCGACAAGAAGGAUUUCAUUAAUCACAUAUAGAUAUAUAGAGAUUGUUAUCUCUUGCAAUAUGAAAACAAAUAUGAUUAAAGGAAGAUUAGAUAGCUUGAAUGUAAAAGCUUAUUAUGAGCUAUUUGAAUCAAACGUGGAACGAUGUGAUUUCUUAUCAUUCCUUCAGGGCAAAUUACACCUUUUCUAGAGUUCAAUAAAAAUUGAUUGAUGAUUUAAAAUAAUAAUAUAUAUGUAGUAGGAUGCACUGCUACUUUUAAAACUUAACCGCAACUUAAGCGAGUUAAAAGUUCAAAAACGGGCACUACUAAUUUCGAAUCAGAGAUAUCCUACAGUUUUGGAAUUCACUUUGCGGCCAUACACACCAUCACUAGCGCAGUCCUCAUCCUCUGUGCCACAAAG
Messenger RNA from Drosophila yakuba, 859 nucleotides. RefSeq lists its product as uncharacterized. Bases 56 to 490 code for a protein of 144 amino acids. Lineage: Eukaryota; Metazoa; Arthropoda; Insecta; Diptera; Drosophilidae. The record is from RefSeq and is a predicted model, not a curated record. The transcript has 4 exons.